AAAAUUAAUGCACUUUGGAAAAUGACUGUGCCUUCAACCUUGGUCAUACAUAGUUUACCGUGUUCGAUUAAUCGAGUACAGUGUCGCGUACUGUGAACCUGAAACAACAGAAGUUUGUCAUGUAAAACCUUGAAGAUUGAACGCACAAAGAUUAUCAUUUGUUUGAGUUUAUGCUGAAGGUCUUCGAUCAGCUGUUAACCAUAGGCUUGACUUUUGUGGAACAGAAAUGCCUUUCUUAAGUCCAGAUUGGAGAUAUCCUGGAGAUCACUGGCUGAAAACAAAUGAAAGUGGCAGCAUGUGGGAAAACGCCAAAAUAUACAGACUUAGGAUAUUUGAAACGAUUAAUGAAAAUGUUGUUAAACGAUUGUGUCGACAAGCACUAAAAGAUGAAAACGAAUCAACGCCUUAUGCUAGUGAUUACCUUAGAGCAGUUUUUUACCAGCCACAUAUACAUCUUCAAGCUGGUGCUACUCGUGAGAUAGCGACAACAACUACCAUCAGUGAAGCUUUACUUAAGCUAGAUACUAAGGCGGCCUUGAGAGACAUAAGGAGGUUUGAUUACAUUUGCAAGAUAAUGGAACUUCUCAUAUCAGAACACUUUCAUAGACUGGCUGGUAGACUUCAACUGUUUCUUGUUGAACUUCUUAGAGAAGUGCUUAAACAAGUUCAAGCUAGCUGCAAUCAAACGGCACGUUUUCGAAAACUCUUGGAUGCAUUAAAAGAAAAUUUGGAGAAAAAUGAGUACGAUCACAUAGGAAGUACUUUGCUUUGGACAAAUCACAGGAAAGCUUUGGAGGAAAUGUAUAGUUGCAUUGAUAACUUUGAUAUUGAGAAGAAAAUUCAGUCAAUUGCUACACAUCCUUCCCAUAAGCUCAGGUCUUUAAGUGAACGUGAAAGCUCUACAGAAGAAUGCAUAAAACUUGAAAGACUUCCAUCUGAAUGUUUAUCUCAUGUUCUCACUUACAUAGACUCUCCUCAAGACCUUGAAACAGCCUCAUUGGCUUCAAAUGCUCUAGCAAGUGUUGUUGAAGAUGAGCAUUUCUGGAGAACCUUAACUCUGACACAUUUUGAUAUCAGUCAGAUACCAAGUGUUAAUUAUGGUCUUCCUGGAUGGCAUAGUCAACCUCCUGUAUCAAUAAGUGAUUGUAAUUGGAAACGCGCUUAUGUUCGACUUCUUAAAAGAUAUGGUGACAAUCAUGUUUAUCCAGCAAAGCUAGCUGUUUGUGAAGUUUGCUUUUGUUUAUUUUGGCCUAAAUGAAUACUCCACAUACAGUGCUACCUACUAAAGAUGAAAUUUUAACUGCCUAGAGUGCUUGUAUAUGCAAAGAAAUCAAAACGAACUUGAGUGUUCUUUUAAUUUUUGCAAUUGUGGCAAAUUGGGAACCAAAAAAGAAAAUUUUUUGUCAAGAUCUUUGGGCAUCCAUGUCACUAUCCUAACAAGGAAUCACGAAUACGUCUCCUAUCUCCAAAUGAAUUUAUCCUGCUUUUUCAAAUUUGACAGUGUAAUUUGCAUUUUAUGUCUAUGCAAUGGUUACUGCUCUUCAAGGUAUCAAUAUCGGAGUGCCUUCAGUUCGUUUUUUCCCUUUUUUGGCACAAGCACACAUACAUCCUUUUAUCUUUAUUAAGUCUAUGCUUAUUCCUCCUUACCUGGAUCCCAAAGACCGUGCAUUUCCUCAGAUUAUGUGCAAUGUGUUAGUAGUCUUUUGUCAUUUAGUUCAUUUUUUCUUCUUUUAAUCGAUUAAUUUUUGAUAUUUUCAUAUCUACAAAACAAAGUUUCUACCGAUUCACGUAUAUAAAUAUUUUAAAUUUUAUUUGAAAAGUGUUUUCAACAUACCUUUUUGUGUUGAAUUGUCUUUCUUUUCGACUAAUUUCUGUCUCUAUUAGAGCCUAAACAUGUCAAAAAAUACACACAAACCUUACUUAAACUGUGAUCUCAGCACAACAAAAAGUGUUUAAUAUCUUCUUUAUUUUCGCGCCAGUGAAUACUUGAAAGUUUAUCUGUAUUUAUUUACUGAAUUAUUUAUUUAUUAAUAUACUUAUUUAUCUGUUUACUGGUUUUUAUUUACCUCCUUUUUUGUUUACUUAUUUUUUUGAGAUUUAUUUUUUGUUUGCCUUGUUUCUUUUCGUUUUCUGUUCAAGUUAAAGAGCGACAAGACAGAAACAAGAUUUAUUGUUUUUGUCACUUGUUUGCUUUCAUAUGUAAUGCAUACAUAUGCAUAUUCAUUUGUUUGUUCUUUUCAGACUGGUUUUAUGAGGAAACUGUAUCCUUCUUAAUAGGUCUGUUUUUGCGUGAUUUAGCUGUCCAGGGAUACAACUAAUCAGUGUUGUUCUCCGUUUUGUGCUUAGAAGUUUCCGUAGCG
This is a messenger RNA of Trichobilharzia regenti, 2360 nucleotides long. NCBI's taxonomy places the organism in Eukaryota, Metazoa, Platyhelminthes, Trematoda, Strigeidida, Schistosomatidae. The record is from the annotation of a GenBank genome assembly.